AUGGAUGUCGACGUGCCCCUGCUUCUGUUCCGGGCGCAGUAUCUUCAAUGCCUCGAUCCCGACUUCCUGACCUGGCCUCCCACGGCCUUACUCAGGCAGCUGGACGCACAAGUCUUCCUCUAUAAGCGCAUAUUUGAUCCCGUCAAAGUUCCAUAUAGACCGUCCGUCAGCUACGAAGUGAAGGUGCUCGAGAUGCUGAUUGACAGGAUACAAAAAGCCAUGCCCGGCGCGGCAGCAGCGGAAAGUGAACCUCUCAAAAACAUGCAAAGCCGCCUCGCCACCUUGCGAGAGACCUCGUCAUCUCCCUCUCAAGAUCCCCUGUCCUGGCAGGAUGCAUACCUCACCUACAACUGCAGCCCCACGCUCGAGGCCUGGCAGCCCAUCACUCUGCACGAGCCGAGGUCCCGGAUCGCUGGCACGGCGCAUACGGGCCACCGGACCUGGGAGGGUGCCCUCAACCUCGCGACCUACCUCGUGGCGCACCCCGCGCUGGUGGACGGGAAACGGGUGCUCGAGCUCGGCGCCGGCACCGGCUUCCUCAGCAUCCUCUGCCGCAAGUUCCUAGGCGCCGGCGCCGCGACGGCUACAGAUGGCGAAGACGCUGUCGUGGAGGGCAUGCGCGAGAACCUGCGCCUGAAUGACGUCGACGAUAACGCUCAGAUUGGCGUUGCGGCGCGGAGGCUGUGGUGGGGAACGGAGCUCGAGGGCAACUGGCGCGGCGACGACGACGACAAUGUCUCAAAAGCGCCGGUGGUCGAUACCGUCAUUGGAGCCGACAUUAUUUACCAAAAAGAAGGCACUCGGGCGCUGGUCAAGGCUCUGCGCGCCAUCCUAGAUCUUCAGCCACAGAGCACAAUUAUCUUGUCCAAUGCUCGUCGUUUUCCAGCCGUCUUCCAGGUUUUCGAAGAGGACUGCCAGGAGAACAACUUGUGCAUUCGGACCAUCUCAAAUCCCGUCACCCCAAUAUCAAAGCAGCAGUCCCUCUUCUUUUCGACUGCAAUCCCACUUGAACUCAUCGAGAUCAAGCACGCCGUCGAGUGA
Messenger RNA from Pestalotiopsis fici W106-1, 1041 nucleotides. RefSeq lists its product as uncharacterized. The record is from RefSeq and is a predicted model, not a curated record. NCBI's taxonomy places the organism in Eukaryota, Fungi, Ascomycota, Sordariomycetes, Amphisphaeriales, Sporocadaceae. The transcript is spliced from 4 exons. The coding region runs from base 1 to 1041 and encodes 346 amino acids.